Molecule: messenger RNA, 4043 nt
Organism: Trichosurus vulpecula (common brushtail)
Lineage: Eukaryota; Metazoa; Chordata; Mammalia; Diprotodontia; Phalangeridae
Gene: BRAP
Product: BRCA1 associated protein
Exons: 12
Coding region: 321-2090 (589 amino acids)
Biological process (GO): protein ubiquitination; Ras protein signal transduction
Cellular component (GO): cytoplasm
Molecular function (GO): zinc ion binding; nucleic acid binding; ubiquitin protein ligase activity
Source: RefSeq, a predicted model, not a curated record
AAGCGGACGGCGGCCGGGAGGCGGAAGUGGCGGGCGCUCUCGGCCGCUCGCUUCCCGUCGGGCUUCUGAGGUGCAGCGAGCGCCCGAGGGAGAGCGGGGCCGGCCGUGUCAGCGGCUGCAGCUGGGUCCCCGGCAGCCCGCCAGCCAGCCAGCCAGCCCGUGCGGCGGUGGCGGCGGCCUCCCCGGAUCAGUCCGGCGGCGUGCGUCUCUGCCCUUCCCCAACCGUCUGGGAAGGGGCCCGCAUCGUCGCCCCCGGCCCGGCCCGUCCCGUCCCCGCCUGGGCCCGUCGGGCCCCGCGCCGGGCUGCGCCUGCCCGCCCUAUGAGUGUGUCACUGGUUGUGAUCCGACUGGAGCUCGCGGACCACUCGCCCCUGCCCGCCGGCUUCGGCUUCAGCGCGGCCGCCGUUAGGGAAAUGUCUGAUGAAGAAAUCAAAGAAAAGACACUAGCAUCAGCUAAGGUGCAUUUAGAAGGAAAGGCACCAGUGGAGAAGGCAGCAAUUAUACACCAACACCUUGGCCGGCGAGAAAUGACAGAUAUGAUCAUUGAAACCAUAAAAUCUAACCCAAAUGAGAUGAAAGCUACUAUGGAAGAAAGAAAGUCUUCAGAGGCAUCAUCGUCUCCUGAGAAAAGUAGAAAUGGAGAUCACAGUAAAGAAAUGGCUCCAGAUUCUCCCUCUAAGCAACUUCCGGACCAGAUUUCAUUCUUCAGUGGAAACCCAUCAGUUGAAAUAGUUCAUGGCAUAAUGCACCUGUACAAAACAAAUAAGAUGACCUCUUUAAAAGAAGAUGUGCGUCGCAGCGCUAUGCUGUGUGUCCUCACAGUCCCGGCUACAAUGACCAGCCAUGACCUCAUGAAGUUUGUGGCUCCUUUUAAUGAAGUCAUUGAGCACAUGAAAAUAAUCAGAGACUCUACUCCAAACCAGUAUAUGGUGCUGAUAAAGUUCAGUGCACAGGCUGAUGCAGAUAGUUUUUAUAUGGCAUGCAAUGGUCGACAAUUUAAUUCAAUAGAAGAAGAUGUUUGCCAGUUGGUAUAUGUAGAGAGGGCUGAAGUGGUGAAGUCGGAAGAUGGUGCCAGCCUCCCAGUGAUGGACCUGACAGAGCUCCCCAAAUGCACAGUGUGCUUAGAGAGGAUGGAUGAGUCUGUGAAUGGGAUACUUACCACAUUAUGCAACCAUAGUUUUCAUAGCCAGUGUCUACAACGCUGGGAUGAUACUACGUGCCCUGUUUGCAGAUACUGUCAAACGCCAGAACCUGUAGAAGAAAAUAAAUGUUUUGAGUGUGGAGUUCAGGAAAACCUCUGGAUUUGUUUGAUAUGUGGCCAUAUAGGAUGUGGACGAUAUGUAAGUCGGCAUGCUUACAAGCACUUUGAAGAAACACAGCACACAUACGCAAUGCAGCUAACCAAUCAUCGAGUCUGGGAUUAUGCUGGAGAUAAUUAUGUUCAUCGGUUGGUUGCAAGUAAAACUGAUGGAAAGAUAGUACAAUAUGAAUGUGAGGGUGAUACUUGUCAAGAAGAGAAAAUAGAUGCCUUACAAUUAGAGUACUCUUAUUUACUAACGAGCCAGCUAGAAUCUCAACGAAUCUACUGGGAAAACAAGAUAGUUCGGAUAGAAAAAGAUACUGCUGAGGAAAUUAACAACAUGAAGACUAAAUUUAAAGAAACAAUUGAAAAAUGUGAUACUCUGGAGCAUAGACUCAAUGAUCUCCUGAAAGAAAAGCAAUCUGUGGAAAGAAAGUGCACACAGCUGAAUGUAAAACUAGCCAAACUCUCCACCGAGCUCAAAGAAGAGCAAGAAAUGAACAAGUGUUUGCGAGCCAAUCAGGUCCUCCUGCAAAACAAGCUCAAGGAGGAGGAGAAAGUUCUGAAGGAAACUUGUGAUCAGAAGGACAUGCAGAUCACAGAGAUCCAGGAGCAGCUGCGGGAUGUCAUGUUCUACCUAGAAGCCCAGCAGAAAAUUAAUCACCUGCCAGCCGAGACCCGGCAGGAGAUCCAGGAGGGACAGAUCAACAUUGCCGCGGCGAGCUCCCCUUCAGUCGGAGGCACAGGGAAGCUGCCCUCCAGGAAGGGCCGGGGCAAGAGAGGCAAGUGAGCCUCUUCUGAGUGAGCACAUGUGGCUAAGACAGCGGCCCCUGUCGCCGGGAGGUUGUCAGGGGCUGCCAGCUCAAUGUGAGGUCGGUUACUGAAUAAGUAAGUACACCAAGUGAGGAUCAACUUGGAAUUGUUUGGAUCUUUUUUUUCCUAGUGUGUUGUUUAAUGAGUUAUGGGGGUUUGUGACCAGGACAGCUAAUGGGAAUUGGCAGGUAUUUAAAAGGCUUUUUCUUUAAACUGUUAUAUUUAGCUAACCUCUUGACAUGUUUUAAUUGCCAUUUUGCCUUCCAAAUUUGCCCAAAACGAACUCUGCAUUUUUUCAGCUGUACUUGUUGAGUUGGCAUAUUUCACACUUAAGUCCAGGGGUCAAUUUUUUAUAUUAAGAAAAAGUUUAAAAUCUCAAUGAAGAUUUCCUAGGCACGGAAGUACCAAAGGACCCUUGGAGCAGUAGCAGCUGCAAAGGUCAAGAAAACAGGCACAUUUAAAGCUGGAAAAUCCAUUCAGUCGUUCCAGAAACAUUUGUCAGAAGUUGGUCCUGUUGGAUACUAAUGAGCAUAAGUCCUUUCUAUCAUUGAUGUAUGGACCCUGCUAGAGGGGAAUGGAAAGGUUAUGACUCUGAAGUCUAAAGGUUUAGUGAUUGUUGCCCAGAGUCUUACCAACAACCUCCUCCCUCGUGAGUGCGCUUGCUCCAGCAGAUUGGACAUCGAGCCAAAUAAACUGACCAAGCAGAACAGCCAAGUUGGACAUUUAAUUUAGGUGGGGGUAUGUGGCGUACCUGUCCUGCCAGCUGUGCUUUCUGCUGUAUUUAGUGCUGAUUAAAUAUUCAUAUAGGUUACAUUCCAUGUUGAGCUAGAGGCUAAAAUAAACUUUGGAAGGAAAAAAUCUCCAAAGACUAAAUUGCACCUGAAUUAGAGAAUAGGGAAUUUGACAUAGCCACUUCACAAAUGACCGUUUCUCUUGAUCCCCAGUGGUGGGUCAGCUACUUAAUCUAGAACCUCAAACUACAGCGUGGCUCGUAGAUAUGCAGAGCAAAAUUAAAGGAAGAACAGUAUUGCCUGUCGGCCUUUAGCCUUGAGUAAAACGAGCAGCAGAGUAAAUUACACAGCAAAAACUGUUAGGUCCUGGAUUUUUUAAUGCAAGUUAAUCAGUUUGUUUCCAAAUUAUCACAUUUCAGAAUUAUUUUUUGAUGGUGAUUUGGCUACAUCAUCACCUUGUACUUCAGAAUCUCAUCUACAGUUUAUUAGUACACCAGCUGUAUCUUUCCUCUUUGUUCUUCUGACUUGCUGCUACAGCAUUUCUAAGGAAUUUUUCUCACAUAAAUAUUCUUAAACGUUCUCAGUCCUUUCCUAGUGUAGACCUACUAGACAGGUUGACUUGGCCUUAGGUACAGAUCUAUCUUAAAACCUUAGUGGGCGUGUAAAACAGAGUCAGAUUCUCUCUCCUAUAGAAAUUCUAUUUUAUUUAAAAUAUAUUUUUACACUAGCUAGAAUCCUGCUUUUUGGCCAAGAGCUUGUGUUGCAUGUCUGACCGUUCAGAAGCUGAAAUAGUGAUCUAAUUAAGAGAAUUAGAAUUAGUUUAGAAGUGUGCAGUAUCCUUUCUACAGGCUCACUACACCAUAAAAUAAGAAAAUAACCAGGUGGGAAAGCAGUGAUUUUUCACAAGGGGUAGAACUAAGUAAUAAGAUGAAAGGCUAUGCCAGGGAAAUAAACAAAAAGUAAAGGUAAUAAUUGGAGGGAAAGAUGUUUAUCGUAAAGUCUUAACUAGACAAAGUAUAUUUUUAAAAAUUGUUUGUUUUGAAAUUCAUGUAUUUUGAAUUUAACUGCGUUUCAGAAGGAUGGGUGGGUUAGGGAGGGAAGCUGCUACUGCAUUUUCCAAGAUGGAAAUGGGCCACUUACCAUCCCUACACUACCUUGGAUGGGGAAAUUACAUUAAAAUUGCUCAGCUUUGGAAUGAC